GGGCGACGCGGUACCUCGCCGCGAAACCGGUGAACGGUUACCAACCAACCGGCGAGGAAGAAGUACUCUGCAAGUCCUCAGCUUACCGGUAAGCCAGCGGUACGUUCUUGAGGCGAUAAACCGGGUGCUACUCAUCACCGCAUGAUGAUAACCACGGUAUAAAAAACAUAACUCACGACAACUGUGAUGAUGGUACUCGAAUACUUGUGACAGUGCUUACGAUAUAGUGAUCGGUGUGAAACUUGGGCAGUACUACUUUUUGGGACUUCUCGUUUGGCGAAGCAGGAAGAGUUUGGGAUUUAUAGGGGGAGUUCCUAGCGGCGGUUCGCAGCGGCACCAAGGACCUCCGUCCCGUGCUGCGCUCCUCGGAAGCAGGGCGUACGAUAGUCUCAACAGGACCUCGUCUAGUUAGAGACACGCAGAAGAGCAACAAAGUUGUUGACACCGAAGAUACCAGGGAAUUGAGUUGCGUCAGACCAGAUGGAAAGAUCGUCACCGAAACCCAACGGACGACUGAACAUGAAGAAACCAAGGAUGAAGACCUAUCUGAUGAUGAGCCGGACGUGAAUCUUCAUAAGGAGAGCUCGGAAAGGUACUUGAAGACGCGCGAGCAGGAAGACGUAGACUACGUGCAGAACGGAGUGAACGUAGGCCACGAGAUGAGGUUUAAAACGGAAACCAUGGAGGUGGAGAGGCGCGGAGAUGGAGUGGACGAACCUGACGUUUUCGAUUCUCUCUCGGCUAGAGCUAGAAGGAGAGCGGUCAAUAGGCAACCUCAUAGAUAUAGAGGCAUCUCCGAGUGGUCGGAACGCCGCCACGACAACCGUUACUCCUCUGACCGUAUCUCUCCCUCUCCGUCACCUUAUCGUCACCACCCACACUACGCUUCGGAUCACCACCCCCCACCACGUCAAUCUCCAUCGCCCGAUUACCGUUAUUCCCCUCCUUCGCCGCGCCACUCCCCGAAUUAUCGCGGCGUGAGGCAUUCGCCAUCUCCGGACUACAGACGACAUUCCCCCACCCCUGAUUAUGGGCGGAGCAUUUCGCCGCGGAAGGAGGUGAUCGUGCCUACCCCGCCCCAGAGAAAGAAGAGCGAGAAGCAACGGCAGAGGGUGGCGGAGGAGAGGAGCAGGUAUGACAGCGGUUACAGAAGCUCCCGGACGGAAGAUUACCGAGACGUGCGCGACCAGAAAAUGGAACGUCUGGAAGAACCACCCCCCGAUUAUUCCCCGCCCAGCCCGCCGCCUAUGCCAGUCGACAAAAAGCACACGCAGAAAACCAGAUUCGCCAUAGAUACAACACCCACAAAGCCGCAUAAAAGCGGAAACAUUAUAGGCCAGUCCAUCCGCAAACUCGUAGGCAAGAUCCGCUCAGCAUCAGCUGAACGCAAAGCUCGGCAACAGCGUGCCAAAAGGUCUCCAAGCCCCUCGUACCAACCAGGACAUGUGAUAGACAGUAACAUCGGCAACAAUGGAAGUACUAAUGGACAUUCAAGCGAACGCCCUGUACAAAGGUACUAUCUAGGUGAGGAUCCCUUCGCCGGCAGUAUUUAUGGCAGGGAGAAUAAGUACGAUGGUGUGGUACGACCCGCAAGAAAUUCAAAACGUCAAACAAACGGGAGUCAUCCUGGAGACGAAAGGAGAUCCCAGAGUACUCUCGGUAGGUUCAGUAAGUCGACGGGUCGCUUGGUGAACAGUUCCGUGGCGGACAACAGGAGUUCGCAGACGUUGCCUAGACAUCUCCACAAGCAGAGCGACUCGCCUUCGAAGUUGGGUACUCGAUCUAACAGCACCAUCAACAUCUCCAUCAUCAAUACGCCGAGGAAGCUAGAAGGACCUGCGAAGCCUGCUCGAACGUACAAGUCGAACUUAUCCAGGAGUCAGAGUUUCAACGUCCAAGCUGGUUUGGAGACUCAGAGAAACAACAUGUACACGAGCAACCCGCAUCUCAACAAGUUGGAAGACUCGGGGAUCGGGCUGAAGAGUCCUGGACUGAUCUCGAGCCUGAAUAGGAGCCACAAGGACUUGAACGGCGACGAUAUAUACACUUCCCGUUUCGCGAGAAACGGUACCAGUGACUACGUGGACUCCAAGAGAGGGUUCUUGUCCAGUUUCAGAGAGAAGACUCCUGAGUACUGGAAGCCAAACACCUACAGUACGCCUGUGAGAAAUGGUAAGGGGUAUAGCAAUGGGAACAUUUAUGAGCCACCAACGAGGCUUAGAGACAGCCUGUCGCCCAGCCAGUCCAUUGUACGAAGAGGCAGCAGCUCCAGUACAGACUUUUCUGAAACGUACCACACCACCACCAGAAAUGACGAUCCAGUCCGACCGAGCAUCACCGAUACGACCAAGAGCUUUUCUAAGAAAACCAUACCGUCCAAAGAUGGAAAAUCGGUAGAAACCAUCCAGUCUAGUGAGUUGAAAUCGGUCACCAAGAGUCACUUCAGGGGAAGUACCCCGACAAGGAACUACUACGAAGAAAGAAGAUAUAACUCUGGAACCACCAAUCCGGUGAUGAUCGAAGUGAGAAAUUACAGGAAAUAGAAACUUGCGCCAGUUGAUGUGUGUUUUUUUUUGUGUGGAAUUCAAUGUGUUGUCUUCGUAUCCUAGUGCCAUCACAAUAUGGUGAUACAAUUAGUACAGUUUGAUCAACGUCAAACUGUAUUUUAUAUUCACUUCGGCCUGGUGUUUUUCAAUUAUCUUUUGUUCUGCCACAAAUUAUUAACCGAAUCGUUAGAUUUAGUUGUUAUUCUAAACCUCUUUAAUUAUCUUGAGAGCACUGAAAAAAAACCUCAUGGGUUCUGUCAAAAAUUUUCCCUAAGGCGUUCAUUCUAAAGAUGCAUUUGUCAUUUUUGCAAAAAAAAGAAGAUACACUACUACUUUUGAUUUUAAACAAAUAUAAGAACAUCUGUGAGCCAAUACAUCAAUUUUACUUGAAAGCUUUAUGGGUAAUCUAAAUCUAGUGAGCAAAUUCGUGUGUCGAAAGAUAUACAAAAAUAUGAAGGUUCAAUCUAAGUUUUUUGCACAUGACUGUAACUUUUGUUAGUCCUAGGUGUACAUCACUGUUUGCUAGGAAAGAAUCGAAGAGUUUUUUAUUUUACCCAAAUAAUACCCAUCUGUCACUUAGAGUGUAGAAUGAUGAUCUAUGUGCCUAUAUUUCUUAUAGUACUUCUAAUUUUAACGUUUUAUAUUUAUGUGUUGCUACACAAAAAUCUCUGACUAAAAUUGAUUAUUGUAUAUAUUAGUCCUUUUAAAAAAUGCAAUAACGACUUUGUCAUAUUUUUAAUAUAUUCUGAUAACUCGA
Molecule: messenger RNA, 3303 nt
Organism: Acanthoscelides obtectus
Lineage: Eukaryota; Metazoa; Arthropoda; Insecta; Coleoptera; Chrysomelidae
Source: the annotation of a GenBank genome assembly